Sporothrix brasiliensis 5110 is the source of this 210-nucleotide messenger RNA. Its product is annotated as heat shock factor-binding protein. The coding region runs from base 1 to 210 and encodes 69 amino acids. Gene Ontology annotation, biological process: cellular heat acclimation. Gene Ontology annotation, molecular function: transcription corepressor activity. Lineage: Eukaryota; Fungi; Ascomycota; Sordariomycetes; Ophiostomatales; Ophiostomataceae. Gene Ontology annotation, cellular component: nucleus; cytosol. The record is from RefSeq and is a predicted model, not a curated record. The transcript is spliced from 3 exons.
AUGUCCUCCAACAACAACGACUCAAGCCAGACGACAUCGUCCGACGAUGCCCGUGCUGACCUGACGGCGCAGCUUGAUGAUCUCCUCAACUCGGUGUCUAACAAGUUUGCCGGUGUUUCGAGCGAGAUAUUCGCUAAGAUGGACGAAAUGUCGCGUCGGUUGGACAACCUAGAGGCAGCUCUAAAAAACAAGGAGGACGGAUCGAAAUAA